Henningerozyma blattae CBS 6284 is the source of this 966-nucleotide messenger RNA. RefSeq names its product ribose-phosphate diphosphokinase. The record is from RefSeq and is a predicted model, not a curated record. Gene Ontology annotation, biological process: 5-phosphoribose 1-diphosphate biosynthetic process; purine nucleotide biosynthetic process; regulation of cell size. Lineage: Eukaryota; Fungi; Ascomycota; Saccharomycetes; Saccharomycetales; Saccharomycetaceae. The transcript has a single exon. Gene Ontology annotation, cellular component: ribose phosphate diphosphokinase complex; cytoplasm. The coding region runs from base 1 to 966 and encodes 321 amino acids. Gene Ontology annotation, molecular function: ribose phosphate diphosphokinase activity; magnesium ion binding.
AUGCCAGAACAUUCUAUUAAGCUAUUAGCCCCACCUAACAAUAAAUUAGCAAAAUUAGUAAGUGAGAAAUUAUCAACAAGUGUAGUACCAGUAGAACUUAAUCAUGAUAGUAAUCAAGAAAUUUUAUUUUCUAUAUCUGAAUCUAUUAGAGGCCAAGACGUUUAUAUAUUAAUGCCAAUGUCUCCCUUGGGCAUAAAUGAUCGAGUACUUGAAACUUUAAUUAUGUUAGACGCUGCAAGAUUAGCCUCUGCUGCCACUAUAACAGCAGUGGUUCCAUAUUUCCCCUAUGUAAGACAAGAUAAAAGGGAACGACCAAGAGCUCCAAUAACUGCAAAAUUGAUAGCAGAUAUGCUAGUGUCAUGUGGCUGUAAGCAUGUCUUAACAUUAGAAUUGCAUGCUCCUCAAACUCAAGGUUUUUUUAACGUUCCAGUUGAUAACUUAUCCAUGGAGCCAUGCAUUGUUGAUUAUUUAAAAGAAAAUUAUGGGACAAAUACAUCCGAAGUUGUUAUAGUUUCGCCAGAUGCCGCUGGUGCCAAGAGAGCUUCAAAUAUUGCAGACCAUCUUCAUUAUGAUGUUGCUUUGAUACAUAGAGAUCGGGAAGGUUCACGUUUUGACAAUGAUAGCAGGUUAAAUUUAGUAGGCAACGUUAAAAAGAAAGAUUGCAUUAUCAUUAUUGAUAUAGUAGACACUUUAGUUACUGUAUCAAAAGACGCAGAACUGUUACUUGAAGCAGGGGCAUUAAGUGUUAUUGUAGUUGCUGCCCACGGAUUAGUAUCCGACUUAACUAUAAAAAUUUUAAUCAAAUCUAAAUUAGAGAUGUUAGUUGUUACAAAUAGUAUCGUGAUUGAAAGUAAGCUCAAGAAAUGUUCCAAAUUGGAAAUAUUAGACAUUAGUGGUGUAUUAGCUGAGAGUAUUAGACGAUUACAUAAUGGCGAAAGUAUUGGACUACAUCUUGAAACUAUAUGA